AUGGGCACCCGGCAGACCAAGGGCAGCCUGGCGGAGAGAACCAGCCCCGGCGCGGCGUCCGGCGCCCGCCGCGAGCGGCCCGACUUCUGGGCAUCGCUGCUGCUCCGCGCCGGGGACAAGGCGGGGCGCGCGGGCGCCGGCGCGGGGCAGCCCCCCUACCACCGGCGCGUCGGCAUGGUCCAGGAGCUGCUGCGGAUGGUGCGCCAGGGCCGGCGGGAGGAGGCGGGGACGCUGCUGCAGCACCUGCGCCAGGAUCUGGGCAUGGAGUCGACCUCGCUGGACGAUGUUCUGUACCGCUAUGCCAGCUUCAGGAACCUGGUGGACCCCAUCACACAUGACCUCAUCAUCAGCCUGGCCCGCUACAUCCACUGCCCCAAGCCGGAAGGCGAUGCACUAGGAGCCAUGGAGAAGCUGUGCCGGCAGCUGACCUACCACCUCAGCCCCCACUCCCAGUGGAGGCGGCCCAGGGGGCUGGUGAAGAGGAAGCCGCAGGCUUGCCUCAAGGCCAUCUUGGCCGGGAGCCCUCCAGACAACACAGUGGACCUGUCCGGCAUCCCUCUGACCUCCCGUGACCUGGAGCGGGUGACCAGCUACCUGCAGCGCUGUGGGGAGCAGGUGGAUAGCGUGGAGCUGGGCUUCACAGGCCUCACAGAUGACAUGGUCCUACAGCUUCUGCCAGCACUCAGCACACUGCCCCGCCUCACCACACUGGCACUCAACGGCAACCGGCUGACCCGGGCCCUGCUGCGAGACCUCACCGACACCCUUAAGGACCCCAGCAAGUUCCCUAAUGUCACAUGGAUUGACCUGGGCAACAAUGUGGACAUCUUCUCAUUGCCCCAGCCCUUCCUUCUCAGCCUGCGCAAACGCUCCCCAAAGCAAGGCCACCUACCCACCAUCCUAGAGCUGGGCGAGGGCCCAGGUAGUGGGGAGGAGGCCCGGGAUGGCACAGUGGGCCAGGAGGACCCUGGAGGAGACCCUCUGGUCCUAGCCCAAGACCACAAGGACAGGGAGACUAUAGAUGCAGCUCAGACGUGACAUGCAAGUGGGGGUCCUCACCCCCACUGUGGGAGUCUCUGGGGUAGGAUGGCUAAAGCAGGCAUUACAGGGAUCCCUGUAAGGAGACCACACACCCAUGAGAAGCCAGAUUGUAUCAUCUGGAAAAGGGUGACUGUGUAAUACUUCUUUGAUCCUCUUCAUCUCCCCUUGUCAAUGGUUUAUCUGACUUUUGGCUCCUGCAGUCAUUCCUAGCUCAAGAGGUAUCAAUCCCUCAGCCUCCCCAAACCUGGUGUGGUAGAUACUUGAAGCUUGAGCUGAAGUGAAAGUAGAGAUGAGAUUCUACAUCUAACCUGGCAUUUUCCAAUUCUGCCAUUACAUUUGCUUUAUUCUGGGCAGGAAACCCCAGCCAGAUGUGGUGUGCCUGCUUGUCAGGUUGGAAUCUUGACCCUCACUCCUGGCUGCCAGAGACCCUAAGAGUCCAUCCCCACCUGGACUGCAGGUUGUCUACCUCUCCUCCCUUGUGGAACUCCAAUCUACUUCCUAGACUGGGUCUCCAUUUCUGAGGCCCACCCCCCCCCCAAUCUACUGUUAUAUGAACUGCCCCUGGGACCAGUCAUCACCCCGUAUUCUCCAAUAGAGCAUCAUAAAUACCCAGGGCAAACAAGGUGCCCAUUCAAGCCCCACACCCCAUCACUCCCAAUGGCUGCCAGACCUUAUAUGGGUGUGAGCCCUGCUUCUAGGAUUUAAGUACUUUUUCCACAAGAGAUUCCACUCGUGGAAUCACACGUAGUCCUAGAUACUCUGAGCACAUUCCCGAUAAACAUACCAUCAGACUAAAAUAUUCAGGGCGAUGCAGAUGAAGCUAACACUUCAAACUCUUGGCAGAACUAGUGCCUCAAAGGAAGACAGAUGGGAGAUAUAAACUAGAGGCUUCCAAGGGGAACCAGUCAAUUCUUGAGCCAGAGGAAAAUUGUCCAGGUGCCCAGUGACCAUGCUGAGGCCAGGCAGCAAGAUCCCAACUCAGAAAAAUGGGGCUUUGGUGGAGAGUCAGACUGAACCUCGGCUAGACAAGUAAAUCAAAGGGACUGCCUUAAAUACUGUGGAGUCUCUGCUUUCUUGAGGUGAAGACAACUUAAACUGACCAUAGAGGAAAUGAAUUGCUGACACCUGCCUGUACUGCUCUUAUCUGACAGCAGUCAUCAAAUUUAACUUUUUCUCCACAAAUACAUUUUUAAGAACCAAUACCAAAGAUUGUCCUUUAUUACAGUAUUAAGUUUAUGGGAAUAGCAUGGGGACAUUAAUUUCUAGAGGAAGUAAGUUUCCAGUUACAAAACUCAGACCUGUGGUCACUUUAUGUAAUACUGAGGUACAAAAGCUCCUGUUGAGCAAGGAGCACUAGAAAAACGAAGAGUUUUCAGAGUCCAAACUGUUGGUGCUGAUCCUUGAGACUUCAAACUGCUCCCAUGGCAUGAUUGCCAUCUUCUGUCAAAGUAGCCUGCAAAGACACUAAAUUUUAGUUUUACUUCCCACAGCAACCAAUAGUCAUUCACAGCAUUGAAGGUAUCUUCAGAAAACCUUAGGUUCACCACUAUACAAUCUGCCGGUAAUUCCAGCUUGUUUAGGUGAGUUCAUCAUUUGAUAGCCUUUUCUUUAAUCUUGACAAAAGUAGUUUAUUCUACCAUAGGAGUCAGUGUUCAGUGUUCAGAUCUAACCUUACCUCUUGGUUUGUUGAGCUGCUGUCACUCCCAACUCAAAAACCUGCACUGCUCAUCACCUCUCCAGCACUUAAAACCUGCAAAGGGGGUGGGAAAAGAGACCCAUUAUCAGCAAAUGUUGAAAAUAGUACUGAUUACAACAACCUGAAGUAUCCUAACCUGAGCGCCAAACACAGUUAAGUCCUACUUUGCUUAUCUGAUGUAACAUCCAUUUAGCUACAUUUUAAAUGUCAGAAAUCUAAGGCUAUCACCUUAAAAAACAAGGGAAAACUACAUCUCAGAGCAAAAAGGCCAUUUGGUCUGGAUUAUACAGCCAUGGGUCAUAGUGAGAACUUCACUUGCAACAAUGAACUUCAAUCAGUAUCUGAGAUAUUGCCAAUUAAGGAUCUAGCAUUAUAGUUAUGUAUCAGCUUACCCCACAGCAGGUCAGUGCUCCUUGUUUUUUCAAAUUGUUGAUGACAUACUGGCAUUCCUUCACUAGCAUGAGACCUGGAUAAAUACAAAAAUUAAGGGUCACUGUUCAAACUAGGUUAUUCCUGGGGACCCAGCAACUGGUGAAAGACUUGACUGCAGUCAGCCAGGAAUUGUUAUCGUCAGUUAUCGCUUCUGACGGCACUUCCUAUUAGUGAUUUCAUCAGAACAGUCAAGCCCUUGACAACUCACUCCCCUGUACUGCUCCAGACUAGGCACUAAGAAUUAAGCUAAAUUACAUUUACAACAGGAGACAUUGUAAUGCAGUAUGUGUUUGCAAGCAGUUCUGAUUUAAAU
Messenger RNA from Talpa occidentalis (Iberian mole), 3482 nucleotides. It is a transcript of the gene LRRC75A, whose product is annotated as leucine rich repeat containing 75A. Bases 1 to 1038 code for a protein of 345 amino acids. Lineage: Eukaryota; Metazoa; Chordata; Mammalia; Eulipotyphla; Talpidae. The record is from RefSeq and is a predicted model, not a curated record. The transcript has 4 exons.